AUGGCUGGCUCACUGGCUGUCGACGGUCGUACUGCAAUCUGUCAAAAAUUAUUUACUCGAUUUAAUCAUGACGUCAGUUUGCCAGACCAUUCUGGGCAAUCUGACCGUUGUUCCGUCCUCCCUUCAGAAUCUCCCUAUACCCGUCGCUCACUCAGCUCUAUCUAUCACUCUCUAUCCGAUUCAGGCCGGCUGUCUGGCCUGGGCCUAUUCCCAUCUUCGCACUUUUGCCCCUCAAGACCACCUCGCCCCGUUUUCGUUCGAACCCAAGUGGAGUGUGUUCCCUCUAUUGCCCAAACUGACUGGCCCAAUGUAUGUGAUGCCGCGAAAAGUGCUUUCGUCUCAGUCGCCUCGUCCAGUCCGCCCAGAUUGCAAGGACGUCUUAGCCUCAAUUCAAAUAUUAUUUCACAGUUGAUUCAUACACUUUUUAGCCUUCUAUGCAAGCCUUCCUACUCUCUCUAUAUCCAGUUCAGCCUUAUUGCUGUAUGUAGGCGAAUUCGUUUGGGUGGAUUGACUGGCUUGAUUGUGAAGAGGAGUGAACCCCACCUGAGGGAGUUGGCUGGCCUGUCGGUUCUCACCCGACUGCAUCCAAGUCCUGACAUGAGGUGCGACGCGACCCGUGCCAGGCCUGCCGAUCGUUCAUCUGCAAAUCAGACCUCGUCUAGCAUGAUCAACUAA
Molecule: messenger RNA, 675 nt
Organism: Protopolystoma xenopodis
Lineage: Eukaryota; Metazoa; Platyhelminthes; Monogenea; Polystomatidea; Polystomatidae
Source: the annotation of a GenBank genome assembly